Eucalyptus grandis is the source of this 4103-nucleotide messenger RNA. Its product is annotated as PH, RCC1 and FYVE domains-containing protein 1. NCBI's taxonomy places the organism in Eukaryota, Viridiplantae, Streptophyta, Magnoliopsida, Myrtales, Myrtaceae. The record is from RefSeq and is a predicted model, not a curated record. Gene Ontology annotation, molecular function: metal ion binding. The transcript has 9 exons. The coding region runs from base 697 to 3792 and encodes 1031 amino acids.
GAGAGAGAGAGAGAGAGAGAGACGAGCACGUCGGAGCAAAUUCGCCAAACUCUCUCUUUCCCCAUCGAAGGGACGGGAAGCCGCGCCGGGUUUGCCGCCGCCGCCGCCGCCGCCGCCGCUCGAUCGAAUCGCCGCGCCGCCGCCGUCCUCCUCCUCCUCCGCGCUCCCGCCUGAGAUCCCCGGAAACGAUCCCGGAAUCGUCGAAAGCCGCGGCUCCGGGGGAUUCGCCGCGAGGCCGCCGGUGAAUUCGCUUGGCAUUGUCCGGGAGAACCGAUCGCCGUCGCCUCGGUCGUGCGCGUGGCGGUCUCCCGCCGAUCGGUCUCGUUCCCGUAGCCGGGUGAAGAAUCUCCGGUUUCGGCGAAUCGGUCGGGAUUGGCCUGGAGCUGCUCCGGAGCUCGGAAUCGGGUCUGUAGGUCCUUGCUCCGUCGCUUUUUUGCGAGACGCUGGUGAGGAAUCUCCGAGGCUUAUGGCUUAGGCAGGGCUCCUCGAGCUGCAUUUUGGUUUUUGGACCUCAUCGGCGGCCGUUGAUCGGAAGGAAUCGUUCCGGAAUUGGAAAGUAAAGCGACGACUUGGAGUCAGGAGUUAUUGUGGAUGGGUUGGAGUUGGAAAUCGCCUCCCGAAUUUGAAUAUUGCGCUGGUUCGUUGUCAAAUGGGUGUUUGGUGUGCGUUCGGGCAUCGGAUGACAUUGAAACUUGAAUGGCUGAUCCUCAGAAAAGUGGUCUCACUACGGAGAGGGAUAUCGAGCAGGCAAUUACAGCACUAAAAAAAGGCGCUUACUUAUUGAAGUAUGGUCGCAGAGGGAAGCCAAAGUUCUGCCCCUUCCACCUUGCCAGUGAUGAGUCUACAUUGAUAUGGUACUCUGGCAAAGAACCAAAACAGGUUAAACUAAAUCAAGUAUCAAAAAUUAUACCUGGACAGCGUACGGCAAUAUUUCAGCGGUAUCCACGACCUGAGAAGGAGUAUCAGUCAUUUUCCCUUAUCUGCAGUGAUAGAUCCUUGGAUUUGAUAUGUAAAGACAAGGAUGAAGCUGAAGUUUGGCUUGUUGGUCUCAAAGCAUUGAUCACACGGGGCAAUUUCCGCAAGUGGAGGAGCGAUACAAUCAGUGAAACUGCAUCUGCAGAAAGUCCUCUUGCACGGAGAAAUUCACCAUCCAUUACACUAUUAGAUCCCGGACAUAUCUACGGCAUUCAGCCUCCUCUUGAAAGUACUUCACAAACCAGGUUAGGAAAGGUAUUCUCGGACAUAAUAUCCUAUACUGCUGCAGACACGGGUUACAAUCGAAACGAACCCAUUGCCAAUUCUCUUAACUCAGUGUCGCCGGGGGGAGGAGAUAACUGGAAUGGUCGAAAUUCUGGUGCUGAGACAUUUCGUAUUAGUUUAUCAAGUGCCGUUAGUUCUUCUAGCCAAGGUUCUUGUCGUGAAGAUUUUGAAUCCCUGGGUGAUGCUUUCAUUUGGGGAGAGGGAAUUGGCGGCGGAAUUCUGGGUGGUGGUCAGCAGAGAUUUGGGAGUCCAUACAAUACAAAAACGGAUGCUUUUCUGCCAAAGGCUUUGGAAUCAACGGUGGUUCUUGAUGUUCUCAAUAUUGCUUGUGGUUACAGGCAUGCUGUGCUUGUUACCAGGCAAGGGGAAAUCUUCAGCUGGGGGGAGGAGUUGGGAGGUAGGCUUGGGCAUGGCAUAGAAUCAGAUAUAUCCCACCCCAAGCUUAUUGACUCCCUCAGUGGCAUGACCAUUGAGUCAGUAGCAUGUGGUGAGUAUCACACAUGCGCAGCCACUCUUUCUGGAGAUCUUUAUACAUGGGGUGAUGGAGCUCAUAAUGUGGGUUUGCUUGGGCAUGGAAGUGAAGCCAGUCACUGGAUUCCAAGGAGAGUGGGAGGUGAUUUGGACGGUCUUCAUGUUACCUGCAUUGCUUGUGGACCUUGGCAUACAGCUGUUGUGACAUCUACUGGGCAAUUGUUUACUUUUGGAGAUGGAUCUUUUGGUGCUUUAGGACAUGGUGAUCGUAGCAGAGUAAGCAUUCCUCGGGAAGUGGAAGCUUUGCGAGGAUUACGUACAACAAGAGUUGCCUGUGGUGUUUGGCACACUGCGGCUGUGGUUGAAGUAACAACUGAAUGUGCUUCUUUGGAUGCCUCCACCAGUCCUGCAUCUGGUAGACUAUUCACGUGGGGCGAUGGAGAUAAACACCGGCUUGGGCAUGGUGAUCAAGAGACCAGACUAAUUCCCAAGCGUGUUGCAGCAUUGUCAGGUGAAACUAUUUGCAGAGUAGCCUGUGGGCAUAGUUUAACCGUGGCCCUUACAGCCUCAGGACGAGUUUUUACUAUGGGAAGUACUGCCUAUGGCCAGCUUGGGAAUCCUUUGGCUGAUGGAAAGGCUCUAACUUGUGUUGAGGGGAAACUUGCUGAUUGUUUUGUUGAGGAAAUCGCAUGUGGAACUUAUCAUGUGGCAGCAUUAACUUCCAAAGGAGAGGUUUAUACCUGGGGAAAGGGUUCAAAUGGACAGUUAGGUCAUGGAGAAUAUGACAACAGAAGUACACCUACACUUGUUGGUUUUUUAAAAGACAAGCAAGUGAAGAGUGUAGUAUGUGGUUCUAACUUCACGGCUGUCAUAUGUCUGCAUAAAUGGGUAUCCAGCAUUGACCAUUCCAUGUGUUCAGGAUGUCAGAAUCCAUUUGGUUUCAGGAGAAAACGCCACAAUUGUUACAAUUGCGGUCUAGUUUUUUGCAAAGCGUGCAGUAGCAGAAGAAGCCUGAAAGCUUCUUUGGCUCCAAACCUGAACAAGCCAUAUCGUGUGUGUGAUGAAUGUUAUGUUAAACUAAAGACAACCACUGAAUCUGGUCCUGUUUUGCGCAUACCUAAGGCUAGGACUGAUACUUUACGGCUGAAAAAUAAUGAGGUGGGAGAAAAGGACAGUUCGUGUUCCACAUCAGAGGGGCGUCUAUGCAGGCUUUUGUCUGCAGACUCUCUUAGUUUGGCUGAAAGCAGGCAUUCCAUACAUGAUGCAAAAGUAGGAUCACGUGGUAGCCGCGUGUUUCCACUUCUUAACAGAAACUUUCAACCUGGAGGCCUUAAUACAACAAAAGAACCUAUCCUUGUGGGAGCUCCCACAAAAAUGUUUUCAUUUUCUGUACCUGGUUCCAGAAUGCCUUCUCGAUCAGCAUCUCCUCUUUCGAGGAAAUCUAGUCCACCUCGGAGCUCUGAAGUAACUACUGAUGACUCAAAGCACAGCAGUGACAGUCAAAGCCAAGAAAUUAUCAAUUUACGAGCACAGGUGGAAGACCUCACUUCCAAAUCUCGUAAUCUUCAAAGUGAACUAGAGAAAACGUCAAAGCAGCUGAAGCAGGUCACUGCAAUAGCAGAAGAUGAAGCUCGGAGGUGCAAAUCUGCUAAAGAAGUUAUAAAGUCUCUAACCACUCAGUUGAAAGAAAUGGCUGAAAGACUUCCAGUCGGACAGAGAGCCCAAAGUUCUGGUUCUGUCAUCAGAGAAUUGUCCGGUGAUCCAAACUUGAUCCAUAAUGAGAAUCAGUCAGCAAAAUCUAAUUUCCUAGAAAACGAGUCCCAUUUUAAGUCUGUAAACACAACUCUGUUCAAUGGAAUGAAGCAGCAACCUGAGAAGGCAGAAUGGGUGGUGCAGGAUGAACCAGGUGUCUAUAUAUCAUUAGCCUCGUUACCCAGGGGAGGUAAUGAGCUCAGACGUAUACGUUUCAGCCGGAAACAAUUUACAGAGGAACAAGCAGAGAAAUGGUGGGCUGCUAAUGCAGCAAUGGUUCUCGAGCGACACAAUAUACAGAGUACAUAGAUUGUUCUAGCUCCCACUGAGGUUUUGCCGAUAGUAAACCAAAGCUUCUUGACAGAAGUAUCCAGGGCCCUCCUCCUCUCUGCUGGAAUCUGUAUAUUUUUUUUCUUUUUCGUGAUUCAGUGGAAUUUUAUUCGAGGAUGGGUAGAUGGUGACAGGUAGAUUGCAGCAUGAAAAUGUAGAGAGAGAAUCAAUAGACGGAAAGAUCCUCAAUGAGGGAUGUUUCUUUUCAAAUUUGAGCUGCUGUAAUUUUCUCCAUAUAGUCAAUAGAUUUUAAUCUUUCUCAAUCUUAUCAAGCAUAUCAGUUUUUUCCA